GCUAACAAAGUGGCUGUUGUAACGGUAAGUGUGAAAAUCAGUCCACACAAAUAAAACUCACUUUGUCCCCCUUGGCUCGUUUUUGGGCUGGGGGGGACCCACAGCGCUUAACGCUGACCAGUUUCUUACCCAGGGUGGUCAAGCGGGCAUAGGAAAGGGCAAGCAACAGCUUUUCCAGUAUUUCACCGCAUCCACUAACCAGAGUUGUGGGUGUCGAUCUAGAAAUAACUGCGCAGCUCCUUCUGCAUAGAAUCCAGAGGGUUUACGUGCUUGCCCGAAGCCAUGAUAAGUAUCUACGAGCGCAGGAGGAAUGGCAGCGUCGUACUGGUGGUUCCCUGGGGAAAGGUGAUACGAGAGUCCAGUUCAUUCAAUGCGACCUCACAGAUAUAGUGGCUACCAGGGAUGCAGCCAAUGAACUCAAGCACAGAACUGACAGGCUUGAUAUCAUAAUAUGCAAUGCCGGUACGUCUGGACCCUCCACUCUUCCUUUGGCCCAUCCCCAAUCGACGGAACUUACCCCGUCGCUCUGUAUACCCACCUAUAUAUAACAGAUUAUUUGUUGAUAUUCCAACAUCCGCAAAAGCCAUUGGUGUAUCAACCGAGUAUAAACGAUCGCCGCAGGGUAUUGAACAGGUAUUUGCUUCGAAUUGCGUUGGCCAUCAGGUGUUGGCAACCAAUCUGCUGCCCCUCAUGAAGCGUACUAUCACCCAGGGCAAGGCUAGCAAUGGGCGGAUUGCGGUAGCUAGUUCGUCUAUGCACACAUUUUGCCGUGAGCUCAACCUCGACCUUCUUACCUCACCCACUCGCCCUAAGCCAGCAUAUAUCGACGGUGUGUGGCGUUAUGCUCGCGCGAAACUAGGGAAUAUACUCUUCGCAAGGGAGCUAAGCCUUCGGUUGAUGCAAGAAGAGGAUCCGGCAAGUAGCAAGAUUUACGUUAAUGCCUUUUUCCCGGGUAAUAUCGUUACCGAUCAGUGGAGUGUUUGGGAUGAGUAUGUCGGAAAAGCCCUGGGUUCCCUCCUUAGGCGCCUAUUCUCAAUCAUUGGUCAGAGCUUGGAGGAUGGUGCUGCAAAUGCAAUUUAUUUAGCCGCGAGUCCAAAGGUAAUAUCAGACAGCACCCAUGGUCAGUACUUCAUUCCUAUCGCAAAGUCGUACAAGACAACUGCCAUUGCUAGCGAUAUGAAACUUGCUCGUGAUCUUUGGGAUUGGAUAGAGGCCAAAGCGGCAGACGCUGUAGGCCCCGAAGAAUAAGACGAAACCCGUAUCGUCGAUGGUUAGAUGUCAUAUUAGUUUCCAAGUCAAUUUUCUAAAUCAUUAUAGCAGCAUCCUAAGAUUAAUAUCCAGGUGCG
Aspergillus pseudotamarii is the source of this 1346-nucleotide messenger RNA. Its product is annotated as putative short chain dehydrogenase/reductase. The coding region runs from base 457 to 1248 and encodes 263 amino acids. The record is from RefSeq and is a predicted model, not a curated record. Lineage: Eukaryota; Fungi; Ascomycota; Eurotiomycetes; Eurotiales; Aspergillaceae. The transcript is spliced from 2 exons.